Messenger RNA from Knipowitschia caucasica, 591 nucleotides. The record is from the annotation of a GenBank genome assembly. NCBI's taxonomy places the organism in Eukaryota, Metazoa, Chordata, Actinopteri, Gobiiformes, Gobiidae.
AUGGCUUUUUUCGGUGUGAUCAAAGACCAGGUGGAUGACCUCAAGGCCAAGUUGGCUGCUCAGGAAGUGGAACUGAAGCAGAAGAAUGACGCAGCAGACACACUGAUCCAGGAGGUGGGCGUGGAGACUGAGAAGGUGUCCAAGGAGAAGGCUGUGGCUGAUGCAGAGGAGCAGAAGGUGGCGGCCAUCGCAGUGGUGGUCAGUGGGAAGCAGAGGGACUGUGAGGAGGACCUGACCAAAGCAGAGCCGGCCCUGUUAGCGGCUCAGGAGGCUCUCAACACCCUGAACAAGAGCAAUCUGACUGAGCUGAAGUCUUUCGGCUCUCCGGUGUCAGCGGUCACUAACGUCACAGCCGCUGUGAUGGUCCUGACUGCCCCCAAUGGCAAAGUUCCCAAAGACCGCAGCUGGAAGGCCAGCAAGGUCAUGAUGGCCAAAGUGGACGCUUUCCUGGACUCCCUCAUCAACUUCAACAAGGAGAACAUCCAUGAGGCCUGUCUUAAAGCUAUCCAGCCCUACCUCCAGGUCAGAGCGGCCCAUCCACUCAGCUCACAUGUCUCAGCUGUGUUCACCAUAGUCAGAACCACAUACUAG